Messenger RNA from Diaporthe amygdali, 885 nucleotides. RefSeq lists its product as uncharacterized. The coding region runs from base 1 to 885 and encodes 294 amino acids. NCBI's taxonomy places the organism in Eukaryota, Fungi, Ascomycota, Sordariomycetes, Diaporthales, Diaporthaceae. The record is from RefSeq and is a predicted model, not a curated record. The transcript is spliced from 4 exons. Gene Ontology annotation, molecular function: hydrolase activity, hydrolyzing O-glycosyl compounds. Gene Ontology annotation, biological process: carbohydrate metabolic process.
AUGACCAUCAUCAACAUCACCAGUGUCCAUCAGUCAUCUGUCUGUGCUAACAGGUCCUUCUUUCCACCCGGUUUCAAACUCACAUGGAGUGAUGAUUUUGUUGGACAAGCCAACUCUCUUCCGAACCCGUCAAACUGGGUCGUUUCCACGGGUACGUCUUACCCAGGGGGCGCAUCAAAUUGGGGCACUGGCGAGAUUCAGACUUAUACAUCUGAUCCACAAAAUCUCAAACUCAGUGGGAACGGCACACUCCAGAUCACAGCCAUCAAGAGCGGUUCAAGUUGGACCUCAGCUCGGAUUGAGACGCAGCGGACGAACUUUCUGGCUGAGGCUGGCGGUAAAAUGCGAAUCCAAGCGAGUCUCAAUUUGCCAGAUAUGGGAGAAGCUUGUGUUGGCUAUUGGCCAGCUUUCUGGACACUAGGGGCGGAUUUCCGUGGGAACUAUCAAAACUGGCCAUCUAUUGGAGAAUUCGAUAUUCUGGAGAACGUCAACUGCAAGCCAACUACAUUUGGUACUCUUCACUGUGGAACAAACCCGGGGGGUGUUUGCAAUGAGACUACUGGCCUGUCAGGGUCGAUUACUCCGAAGUCAUUGCCACAAGGCAACUUCCACACUUACACCUUUGAGAUCGACCGCACAACGACAGGCCAAGAGGCUAUGCGCUGGUUUGUGGACGAGGAACAGUAUAAGCAGAUUAAACAGUCGGAAUUGCCUGAGGAUGUGUGGGCCCAGAUCGCACACAAGGGACACUUCGUUUUGAUGAACUUAGCUAUCGGCGGGUCUUUCCCGAACAAGGAUUAUGGAGCGGACGCAACACCUUUGGAAAAUACUGCGUCGGGUGGCGUUUAUCAGGCGGAGUAUGUGGCAGUGUACAACUCGGCUUGA